UGGCGAAGCAUCUUAGUUUUUGUUUUUGUUUUUCCUUUCCUAAUCUUAGCAAAAACUGAUCCUAAAAAUGAAGAAGAAGAAAAGCGGCGAAUUGAGGCUCGGCGAGAGAAGCAAAGACGCAGACGAGAGAAAAACAACGAGAAAUAUGGAAGCGGGUACAGAAUGGCAUUCACAUGUUCAUUUUGUAAAUUUCGAACCUUUGAAGAAAAAGAAAUUGAAUUGCAUCUGGAAAGUUCUUCACACCAGGAAACAUUAACUCAUAUUCAGAAACGAACCAAAUUUGAUAAAGUAGUUAUGGAGUUUUUACAUGAAUGUAUGGUGAAUAAAUUUAAAAAAGCAUCUGUUCGUAAGCAACAGACACUUAAUCACCCAGAAGCUUUCAAAAUAAUGGAAAAAGAUGUUAUGGAAGGUGUGACUGCAGAUGACCACAUGAUGAAAGUGGAGACUGUUCACUGUAGUGCUUGCAGCGUGUACAUCCCUGCUCUACACAGCGCAGUUCAGCAGCACCUGAAGUCUCCUGAGCACAGCAAAGGGAAGCAGGUCAGAGUGUAACCUGUGCACACGUCUCCAGUUAGUGUUGCUCUCGUCCUUGCCCUCCUGCUCAUCCUUUGGCCGUGGUUUCAUGCAUACUGUCUUCAGUGUGCUCAGCCGUGGGUUUGCUUAGUCAGAGUCAUGUUAGAGUAAAGACCGUGGACUCUGGAGCAAGGCUUUCUGGGUUUGAUUCCUGGUGUUAUAGACGUUCCUUACUUAACGUCCUUUAUCU
Acomys russatus (golden spiny mouse) is the source of this 763-nucleotide messenger RNA. Its product is annotated as DBIRD complex subunit ZNF326-like. NCBI's taxonomy places the organism in Eukaryota, Metazoa, Chordata, Mammalia, Rodentia, Muridae. The transcript has 4 exons. The annotation marks the transcript as partial. Gene Ontology annotation, cellular component: nucleus; DBIRD complex. Gene Ontology annotation, biological process: regulation of DNA-templated transcription elongation. Gene Ontology annotation, molecular function: DNA binding. The record is from RefSeq and is a predicted model, not a curated record.